AUGGACCCCGUCAUCAUAACGCCGGAUGACGUAGCUGAGGCGGUCCGUAGGGCCCCGAACUGGAAAAGUCCGGGACUCGACGGACUGCAUCACUACUGGCUGAAGGGGUUCGUGGUGUGUCACGCUGUGCUCACCCGACAGUUUCAAGAGGCUCUCGACCAAAAGUCGCUCCCGAGCCUCUUCACUACUGGGAUCACUCAUUUGGUUCCUAAAGACCGGGAUUCCACAGACCCGAGCAAGUACCGCCCCAUAACGUGUCUACCUACCAUAUACAAGACACUAACAUCCAUUUUGAGCGCGAGAAUCACUCGUCACCUGAACUCAAAUCAGGUGAUGUCGCGCGCUCAAAAUGGAUGUCGGGGCGGUGGUCGUGGAACCAAGGAACCACUCCUCAUUGACGCGGUCAUUGGCAAGGUGGUUAAACGCAACCGUCGGAACCUCUCCGCCGCCUGGAUAGACUACAAAAAGGCAUUCGACUCGGUGCCUCAUACAUGGCUUAAGAGGGUCCUCGAGCUGUACAAGGUUGACUGUACGGUUCGAGACUUCCUCGGGCAGUGUAUGGGGCAGUGGAGUACGAUCCUUUGUCAUCUAGGCCAGCAGAUGACGGCUGCGGAGAACCACAUAAGGAUAAGAAGGGGUAUCUUCCAGGGCGAUUGA
Molecule: messenger RNA, 657 nt
Organism: Parnassius mnemosyne (clouded apollo)
Lineage: Eukaryota; Metazoa; Arthropoda; Insecta; Lepidoptera; Papilionidae
Source: the annotation of a GenBank genome assembly